Molecule: messenger RNA, 2612 nt
Organism: Lotus japonicus
Lineage: Eukaryota; Viridiplantae; Streptophyta; Magnoliopsida; Fabales; Fabaceae
Product: UBP1-associated protein 2B-like
Exons: 2
Coding region: 74-1624 (516 amino acids)
Molecular function (GO): RNA binding
Source: RefSeq, a predicted model, not a curated record
UGCAUCUUCUAUCUCUUCAGACAAAUUCCCCUUUCUCUCUUUCCGUGCAAACCCUAACCCUAGCUUCACCGCCAUGGCCAAGAAGCGAAAGCAACCGCAACGUUCACCCGCCGUCGAACCCGCCGCCAAGCCCGUCGACGUCGAACCCCAAGACCAAGACUCGGUGGAACUCGACCACCAACAACCCCCUAACCCUGAACCAACCACUGACCUAGACCAAUCCAACAACACCAUGGCCGUCGAUGAAGAACCAGAAGAACAAGAUCAGGAAACCGAAGAUCAGCCUCAAAUCGACGACGCCGUGGAAGAGGAACAAGACCCAGAAGCACCAGCAACAACAGAGUCUGAACCACAACAACAACAAGAAACCCUAGAAGAUAACGCUGAUGCUCCAAACGAAUCUUCCGCUGCCGCCGCCGCCGCCGCCGCCGCUUCGGAAUCGGUUGCGAAUGGGAGCAACAACAACGAGGAGGAAGAAGAGGAAGAGGAUCUCGAAUUGGAGGAGGAACCCGUCGAGAGGCUUCUGGAGCCAUUCACGAGGGAGCAGCUGCACUCUCUGGUCAAGCAAGCGGCGGAGAAGUACCCUGAUUUCGUCGAGAAUGUUCGCCAGCUCGCCGAUGUGGACCCCGCUCACCGGAAGAUCUUUGUUCAUGGCCUCGGCUGGGACACCACCGCUGAAACGCUAACCAGCGUCUUCAGCAAGUACGGUGAGAUCGAGGAUUGCAAGGCGGUUACCGACAAGGUUACUGGGAAAUCGAAGGGAUAUGCAUUCAUCUUGUUCAAGCAUAGGGACGGUUGUCGCAGGGCUCUGAAGAAUCCUCAGAAGAAGAUUGGGAACCGAACGACCUCGUCUCAGUUGGCAUCCGCUGGACCGGUGCCGGCAACGCCGCCGAAUGCUCCUCCGGUUUCUGAGUACACCCAGAGGAAGAUCUUUGUGAGCAAUGUGAGCUCGGAUAUUGAACCAUUGAAGCUGCUUGAGUUCUUCAAGCAGUUUGGGGAGGUUGAAGAUGGUCCCUUGGGGCUUGAUAAGAACACCGGGAGGCCGAAGGGGUUUGCGCUUUUUGUUUACAGGUCGGUGGAGAGUGCCAAGAAGGCUUUAGAAGAGCCAAACAAGGAAUAUGAAGGGCACACUCUGUAUUGUCAGAAGGCUGUGGAUGGUCCUAAGGGGAGCAAAGGGUAUCAUCAGAACCAGCACCAGCACCAGCACCAACACCAUUCUCACCAUCAUCAGCCUCACUAUCAGCCGCAUAAGAAGCACAAGUACAACUCUGGUGGUGGGCCAUCACAUGGUGGUGGUGGUCACCUGAUGGCGCCAUCGAAUCCCGGCAUGGGAGGUUAUAACCCUGGUGUGCAGGGUCAGGGGUUGAACCCUGCUCUAGGGCAGGCUUUAGCUUUGCUUGCUAAUCAAGGAGCUGGGUUGGGGCUUGGGAACCUGCUUGGAACUUUUAGUGGUGCACCAGUGAACCAGGCUGGACCACCUGCUGCUGCUCCUUAUGGUAAUCAGGCUCCCAUGAACUAUGGGAACCAGCCAGGGAUGCAACCGGGAUACCAGAAUCCUCAGAUGGGACAGAACAGUGGUGUUAGACCUCACCCUGGUUCUGGAGCUCCCUAUAUGGGUCAUUAGGGGUUGGCUUGCCUGACACGUAAGUCCUUGCCACUUCAUCAUAACUUCUGAGAUUUGCAUUUGGAGCUUGGAUCCUUCCAUUCACUGCCAAGGCUAGAAGUGGCCACACUUGGUGGGUGCGUUGCUCUCACUGUGUACAAGUGUGCCCUGUGCUCUCUCACAAUUGGUAUGAUCUUUUCUUUUGCUAUUGACUGUGUGUAUUGUGGUAAAGUUAAGUUCGGCAACUUGCCUUCUUUUGACUCAAGGAAGCUUUUAAUUGAUUUUUGAAAAUGAUUCUCUCAAGAGUUCAGCUUUUGAAUUUCAAAUUUAUUGCUUUUUUACGUAUAACUUCUUGGAAAACUGCCCAAUUUGAUAUUUUGUUUUGGCCUUGAUGAAGCUAAUAAUACCUUGUAAAGCUCUAAGAUGGCAGUUUCCUUUUUUGGUAAAAUUGAACUCUAAACUAAGUUGUUUUUGCCAAAAUUUUCAUUCAAAUCUGGUCAUGAACAAUUGCUUUUUCUUGUUGCCAAGAUGAAGUGCAUAUGAAAGCAGAACUGAACUGGGCAUAAGGUGUAUUUUAAAGAAACUUCUAACAUUUCCGCUAAGUUUUUCUGUGCGUAAGUUCAAGAAUGCCAAAUGAUAGCAUGCUUUUGAGAUAUUGAUCCACAGCUUGAGAAAGAUCUCUAUAUGAUGGCUGCAUGCAUGGACCUUAAACAUCCACAAGGUAUUAUGGACUUGUGAUGUGAUUAACCCAGGGCCUUAUAUUGGGAAAUUGUACUGAUGAUGCCUAAGACGAUAUUUGAAGAGGAUGCGUAGUUUGUCAUAUGUUUGUUAGAGCUGCAAUGAAGUUGGAGAGGUUGAUGCAUAGUUGCUCAACAUUCUUGGAUGAUUGGCACACAAUCUUUAACAUGUUGAGGUUGUUUAUACAACCUAUAAUUUUGCAUUUCUGUACGUCACAUCAUGUGAAUAGGAAUUGGAUUAUAUAUUGCCAUUGGGAUUAGAUGCUUAUUCA